Molecule: messenger RNA, 3633 nt
Organism: Bicyclus anynana (squinting bush brown)
Lineage: Eukaryota; Metazoa; Arthropoda; Insecta; Lepidoptera; Nymphalidae
Gene: DZIP1
Product: cilium assembly protein DZIP1
Exons: 8
Coding region: 402-3566 (1054 amino acids)
Biological process (GO): cilium assembly
Cellular component (GO): ciliary basal body; cytoplasm
Source: RefSeq, a predicted model, not a curated record
AUAGCAAUCAAAGAUUGCAUAACAAUAAAUAAUAAUUGAUUAGCUACAAUUUAAAUUAAUAACAGUUUUCUCAUAGCAACUUGAAACAAACAAAUGAGAUGGAUUUCACAUCUGCUACAUUCUCUUUGGCGUUGCUUGGCAACGAAAAGUUAUAAACACAGCAGUAUAAAUUGAUAACUUGGAAAGAGAAUAUUAUUCAUAGAUGACUAAUGGAUUAAUCAUAUUCUUUGCUUUGACACUAAUAGUAUAAAGUAUCAUUUUAAAAUCAAAAUGACGAUAAACGAAGUUGAAGUUUUGUAUAAACAACCAAUAUAAAGAAAGUUUGAGUUUAAAGUUUCAAGUGGUACUAAAAUAGAUAACAAAAACAAAUGAUGACUUAGUUAUUUGAAUUUGAUUUGAAUAUGGCUUGUAAAACAUCAUUCGAACUUCAUCACAACUUUCCAAAAUUAGCAGAGGAAUCAGGAUUCACAUUCAACACGCACAGGCCACGAGUUCAUAUCAAUUGGAAUAAAAUAAAACUUAUUGAUAUCGAUAAUGUAGUCCGAGAUAGAAAAUUUGGUCUGGUCGAAGAACACGUCAAUGAUAUUUUAGAUUGUGUGCUUGAAUCUGAAUUUGAUGUGAGGAUUCUAGACGAAGGAGUUUUGAAGUUAUUCCGUCUAGCACAAUUGGCAGUCGAGUAUCAACAAUUCUGCCGCCAUUAUCUUGACCGCAGUGUUUUCAUUCUAAAAGAAGAAAUUACUAAUUUGCUACAAAGUCUUGAUGCAACAAAAAAAAGUUUGCGAGAAAAAGAAGAAGAAAACAGAAAAUUUAAAAGAAAAUCUAAACAUUCCGUACGAACUCCUUUGCCUUAUGGUAAUGAGAAUAUAGCAGCAAUGAUUUUAAAAACCUUAAAUCAAAACAAAGGAGAACUAUUUGCAUCUACAUCUCAAAUAGAUUCAUUGCAGUACAACAAAUGCAAUUAUUGUGAAAAGGUGUUUUUAAACCAGCUUUACUUAAAAAGCCAUAUUUCCAGACGACAUGCUAAUAUUCUCGAGGUACCUCAAAGAGAUACCCCUGACGAAGAGGCGAAUGAUAGUAGAAAUACAAAAUUAGCUAGCGAAGUUGAUGAGUUAAAAGCUAAGCUGAAGCAAAUGGAAGAACUCAUUGCAAACAAAUAUAAUUCUAAUACCCAAACCGUUGUUCAUGAGGCUUCACAACUGGAUAGUGGUGCCAAGAAUGGAGGAAACAGUGAUAAUCAUUGUAAAAAGGAAAUGAAAGACGCUGAAGUUUCCACAAACGAGGAUGAAUAUAUACUUGAUAAAAUUCAAGAAUGGAAAAAAGAAGAACACGAGAAAUAUAACGAAGAACUAAGUUCGUUGCGAAAACAAAUAAUAGAAAUUAUAAGUGCGAAAGAAAAACAAGAUAACACAUCUGCACAACAUGAUUUAAAGAUGAUGGAUCAAUUACAUGCCACUAUAAAACAACAAGGAAAUGAAAUAUUAUCGUUAAAACAAGAACUAAUAAAAGAGGAAGGCAAUGAAAAGGAGAAAAGAAAAAAGAUUGAAGAGCAAAUGGAGUUUUGGGUUAAAAGAGCUGAAGUUCAAUCUAGCGAAUAUAAAUCAUUAUUGCAAAAGUUAAAUGAUGUAGCAACAGAGGCACAAGAAUUUCGACUUAAGGCAAAUACAGAAAAAGAAAGAGCAAAUCAGCUAGAAAAAAUGUUACAAAAUCAUCUAAGUAAAACAUCGCCCAAACAUACUGAUACUGAAAAUAAGCAAAAAGCUACACCUACAAAACACAACAAAGAAAGCCAUUCAAGGAGAGAACUGAAGACUUCAAAAGAUUCACAAACAAAACCUACAGCAAAUGAGAUCACACUAAAAAAACUACAACAAAAAGCUCAAGAACUACUUAAUAUUGAACAAACAACUACUUCUGAUAGUUCAAGUAUCAGUGACGAUAAAAUAGAAAAAGAAUCUCCAAAAAAAGAAUCUAAUUAUGACGAUAUGGUUAAAAAGAAAAUGAAAAACGAAAAAGUUAACGAAGACAUUAUCAAACUUAAGCCUAGGACUAGUUUACGGGCAUCUGAUAAUGUCGAAUCAGCUGACAAUAAAUAUAUCGAAAAGAAGCAAUCAAGUAAUAGAAAACCAAAACCCACAAUAAAUAAAACAUCAAAGAAGGGAAAUGGGUACGUUUAUGUCCCUGGAAGUCCAAUCAAAAUCGUAAGGGCAAAAAUUACUGAAGAAGUCAAUCAACGAUUAAUUUCUCUUGGAGUAGAUCCGCUUAGUAGCAAAUUACCUCAACAGGUCUUUCACAAACAACGGAAGCUAUUGCAAGAACAACAAGAGUAUAAAUCUAAGAAAUGGCCUUCACGUAGUAAAGUGCUACAUUCAAUAAUAUGUCACUUGGAUCAACAUACAAGUAAUACAAACUCUAUCCAAAGAAGUGAUUAUUUACCAUCAAAUAACCCUCGAAAGACUUUUAGUAUUGCGUCCGUUUUAUCUAAUGUCAAAACGAAAGCAUUAUCACUCGUUAAAUCCAACGAGCCGACAUAUAAACCUUACAAACCUUACGAUGACGUGGCAAAAAAAGCCAUGGCUUUACUCAAAACUCCACCAGGUUCUGCUCACUCUAGUCCUUUAUUAUUACACCGUAAGUCUGUUAAUUCACCUCAAGAGCGCGAAGUUUUGAAAACAAAAAAUAAAUAUCUAUCUCCUAAAAUAAAAACGAAAAAACCAAUAGAGACAGAAUCUAGUAACGAAAGCUAUUCGGAUAAUGAUGACGCUAUUAAUCAUAAAGAAUCAUCGAUGAAUGUUAAGACAGUCACCACUCCUGUACAUCAUUCUAUACGUAACGAUGAUAGGCGUAAUUCUACUAACAAAAAGCGAAAUGAAAAUGGAUCAAAACCGGAAGCUAUAAAUGUGAGCACAAAAACAUUUAUAGAAAAUAAAGAUAAAGAUAAUAGCAGCGACGAAAAAGAGUCAAUUGUUGAUAUAUCACCAAGAAAAUUUUUAUCUGAGGAAAAUCUCAGUAAUCUGAAACAAACAAAAGGAGUUCUAAAAAAUGCAUCUUCAACAUCCUCCCUAAAUAAGAAAAAGGUAUUGUUUGACAUGGAUGCGAUACAAAUGAAGUCUUUGAGUGCAUCUCCGUCACAAAGCAUCACUGACAAAAGCGACACGAACAGAAAGAAUGAGUCAGGUAUAAUAAAUUUAGACACUGAAGAAUGGGACAUAUCUAGCAUAGAAAACGAACCGACUGGGACUAAGAUUAAUAGAAUUUCCUCACAUACGAGCCCAAAAAUUGCAGAGUUGAGACAAACAAUAGAAUCAAAACUAAUACGGAGAAACCCAACACUUUCCACGACUCUGGUAGGAGGUGUCGAUGUCUUAGACGUCCCAAAACAAAAGGCAACAAUGCAAAGCCACGGCGGUAGUAACACGAGCCUUGGCAGUUCAAUACUAGAUGAUACAGAGAGCGGUCCUGUGCUCGACUUAGCAGUCCUCAAACCAAGAAUGGCAUUUGGAAAAGACGACAGCGAAAUAGAAAUCUCUGACUUGACUGACGAUAAAAUAGUGCGUAAAACAUUUUAAGUAGUUAAUAAAAUUAAACUUAUUUUAAGUGUAAAAGAAUAAUAAGAUUAAAAUUAAAGGCUUUAUA